This is a messenger RNA of Parnassius apollo (apollo), 2901 nucleotides long. The record is from the annotation of a GenBank genome assembly. NCBI's taxonomy places the organism in Eukaryota, Metazoa, Arthropoda, Insecta, Lepidoptera, Papilionidae.
AUGAGACGAGUAAAAAGACAUAAAGUGAAAGAAGAGCAGCCUGAAACCUCUACCUCUAUUCGUGAUAAAGAAGAACUUGACUUAACUUACUACAUACAUGACAGAGUGGAAUUAAUGCACCAAGUUUUCUCUGUACUAAAAGCUAAGGAGCUAAAAGCGAUGGCUCCACGAUGUGUGCAAUAUAUUUCCAUAAACGAUUUACAAGAGUUGUGUAUGGAAGAGCUUCUGGGCAUAAGUUCCAAACGUCUGUGUGCAAUACUUGACGGUGCCGAACCCCCAUCUGAUACGGAAUCAUCGAGCAGAUCCCCUUCUCCAGAGAAGUUGGAGACCAUAUCACUGGACAGCAUUUCCUCGGACGAGGAGAUUUUAAGUGAAAGUAGUAGCAAGAAAAAGAAGCACAAACACCGCCAUCGCCGCUCGAAAUCCAAGUCCAAACACCGACGGAAGUCAUCAUCCGAUGCGUCAGAGAACAACGAGGACAGAUCCAAAGCCUCUCGAGCCGGUCUGACGGUUCUGGAACUACUUGAGUUGCAAGCUCGCGCGAGGGCUAUACGAGCUCAACUACAACAAGAGCAAGCUGCUGCAGAUGUAACAGAGUCCGCUUCAGCAUCAGCAGCUCAUCACACGUCUGAUGAUGAAGUGGAGAUUAAAGAAGAGCCACCCGAAGUAGUUGAGAUCAGUAGCGAGGAUGAGAAGCCAAACAUCGAAGCCUUGCAGAAAGAAAUGGCACAAAUGUUACAAAACUCGGCUGAAGCUUCAACCAGAGAAACACAAACAGUUACAAAAAAGAUAAACGAUCUUAUCAUCACUGUCCCCCAAACUAAAACUACACGUAAAAUUAAACUAAACAGAAAUAAACCGUCUGCUUCAGUUUCAAACGCUAGUAGUGGAACUUCUGUAGUUGAUAAAACAAAUGCAACACAAUCGACUAAUAAGAUUGAUGAAAAAGUAAGCAAUAAGAACAGCGACAAUUCUAAAUCUAAUAAGACUGACAAAGUACAUAGAUUAGUUGUCUCUGAAAUUGUCACUGAUAAAUCACAAUCGUCAGAGAAGAUUUGUGCAGUAAAAGAGAAACCUAAGAAGAAACAGAAGAAGAAAGAAAAAGAGAAAGGUAAAAACAAAGAAGGAAGUGAUCACGACGAAAUAACAUUAGAACUGUCGGAUUCAGAGAAGAUGGAUCUUUUAGAAGAUUUAGAUAGGAAGAAUUAUGACAAUGUAUCAAGUUCUUUUACAGAAGACUCAGAAAGCAGCUCCGAUAGUAGUGAAGAAGAAGUAGAGAGUGUUAAAUGUGCACCCAAAGAUAAAAAUGUAGAAGUCUUAAAAACUGUGCCUAAAGAAGACGGUACUAAUUCAAAAUCCAAAGAGGUUGUUAAAAAUGAUAAGAAAUAUGGAAAACCAAUAUCGCCUUCCCAUGAAAAUAUUCAAAAUAAAGUAGGCGAAAUAUCCGAAAUCAGUGAUACAAAUGAACAUCAAGAAAGUAAACUAGAUACUUGUGUUGAAAUAUUACCUGAGACUCAAAUAACUAAUGCACAACUAGGAAAUAAACUUGAUAGUAAUAUUUUAAGUUUUCCUGAGACUCAAACAACUGAUGCACAAGUAAAUAAAAUUGAUAGUAAUAUUGAAACUUUACCUGACACUCAAACAAAUAAGAUGAUUGAAGUAACUACAUUGGAAGACAUUCCUUUACGCAAUGACGCAAGUUUGCAAGAUGUUACUAAAGACUUAGAUAAUUCUACGAUAACAGAGAAAAUUGUGAAUUUACAAAAAGAUUGUAGUAAUUUAAGGGAAUCUGAAGCAGAUAAAGUCAAUCCACAAAAAAUGGAGGUAGAUGCAGUUCAUGCAGAGGAUUCUAAAGUAAAUACCGAGGAAGAAAAAAACAUCACGGAUGAGAAAAUAGAAGUGGAUAGCAAUUUUAAAGAAAGCACAAAACAGCUUUCGGAAGGUGAAAUAUCGGAUCAUGAAAGUUCAGAGGUCGAAGCUUCUGACUUAAAACCUGAGAUCGUUUGUAUUUCCGAUGAAGAAACAGAUAGUAAAAAAAGUCACAAGAAAAAGAAGAACAAAAAACAGAAGAAAGUGAAGAAAGAAAAGAAAUCAAAAAAGUCACAGGAUUUUCGUAAUGGCGAGGAUGAAAAUUUUUACAAAGAAUCUAAUACAAAAGUUGAUAAUUCAGAUGUUACAACCAACACUCCGCAUGUCAGUGCCGAAAUAGACGCUGAAUCUUACAUUGAUGAUGACGUUUAUGAAGUCUUGGAGCUUUCCGAUGAAUCUUCCUGCAACGAUGUAGAAGGGACAGUAUUAUCUAAAGAACCUACAGCUGAAGAAAUUGAAGCUCUUUCAGCUAAAAUUGACGAAAUAGAACGAGUGGAAGUUGUUACUGAAGAAGAAAUUAGAGAACACGACCGUUUACAAGCCCAGAAGGAGGCCGAGGGUGAAGCAGAAAAUGUUUCUUGGAAAGAUCGGUAUUUAGUUAGUAAAAAAGUUAUAAAAGUCUUGUCUACGUCGAAUAUUCUUAAUGCUAUGAGGAAAAAGAAUAAAGAACUUAAAAGAAAGCUAGAACAAUCUAAAAAUGAGAAGGUGGCAACAUUGUCAAAUAUAGUGGAAAGAAAUAUAGAAGUUAAUUUAGAAGAAGGAUCCAUAGAGCAUUAUAACACUUUGGAAGGUUCAACAAAGUAUGUUGACCCAGUGCGCGAGGAAAAAGAAAUUCAAGACGAAAUGAAAGAAGUUACAGAAGGGAAAAUCACAAAAGAAAUGAAAAAGGAUGCAAAGCAACUGCUUAAAAUGUAUAAGAAAUUACUAAAAUAUAACGAUAUGAACAGACAAACAAAUCCUCUUAAGAAGAAGAAAAAGAAACAGAAGAGAAAUAAGGAAGAGAAACAAAAACCCGAAACAGUUCCGGAGUGA